Messenger RNA from Entamoeba invadens IP1, 936 nucleotides. RefSeq lists its product as hypothetical. Gene Ontology annotation, molecular function: DNA binding. The transcript has a single exon. Gene Ontology annotation, biological process: double-strand break repair via nonhomologous end joining. The record is from RefSeq and is a predicted model, not a curated record. Lineage: Eukaryota; Evosea; Mastigamoebida; Endamoebidae. The coding region runs from base 1 to 936 and encodes 311 amino acids.
AUGAGUGGGAUCAACCUUGAUUUAAACAACCCGAAUCCCCCGUUUCAAAAAACGAGUCCAACUCGUUCUUCAUACAAUUACACGAUGACUAUAAUCAGAAAAGUGACAUUAAACGUAGCGAUGUAUAAGACGUAUUGCCCAGAGAAAUUUCCCCCAAUGUCAAAGAUCUCAAAAAUACGCAAAGCACCAGAUCCAGUCCUUCCCGUUGGUGAGCGUAAGAAGUAUUACGUCUUAAAAAACGAUCCUGGUGACAUCGAAUUUGGUAGAGAGGAUACAGUGAUGGCUCUUCGAUAUGGCAAAGAUAUUUUAAUGAGUGGAACUCCGGAGACGUACAAUUUACAGGAUGGCGUCACGACGUGUCGGGGAGAGAAAGUAGCUGCACUUGAGCGGCACUUUGUGAUCAAGUACUUUGUCCAUCGAGCAAAGAUCCCGACUAUUUGUUCGUUAGGGAUACAGUGGGAGAUAGUUCCGAUGGAUGACACGUCAUCGCAGUUAUACAAAUCGUUAAGUGAGAUGAUGCGAGAAAAGGGCGUUGUAGGCGUAGCGGAGUUUGUGUUGAUGAAAAGUUAUAAUGUGAGGAAUAUGUGUAUUGUAUCGACAGAAAGAGGGUUGGUUGGUAUCGAAAUGCCAUGGGGGGAAUGCGUGAUUGCGGACGGAUUGUCUGUGGCAAGUGAGUGCGACGAAGAACAGAAGAAUUGGAUGGAGAAAUACGUCGACAGUUUACCUACCCGAGUCGAAAAGAAAGAAAGUAAUCCACUGCUGGAAAGAGUGUGGAAUAACAUUUUAUUAAAAAGUAAAGAACAACAAAUCGAUUUCAAUCUCCCUCUAAAAGAAGGGUUCAAUCUUAGUCAAGACGAAAAGAAUAAGGCUUUUAAAUUGUUUAAUUGGAAGGAGGAUGUCAAUGAAGUACAAUUCGAGGAUAAUUUACUAUUGUAA